AUGGAACAAUCGACAACGUCUUGCAGUUGGUCUAUAAUCAGUUUCAGCAAUUUUUCCGUGGAGCAAUUUUCUCCCCCACCGUGCACUGUCAUUGACAACCACCGUGCCGGAACUGUAGCUUCAUCGACGUGUUUUACUUCUUCACAUUAUCUACAAUGGGUAAGAAAAAGUCAGAAGAUUCAAAAACAUAGGGCUGAUGUUAAGCCACUUGAGGUGUCUAUUGCUGCAAAAGAGUUGAAAAAGCGUGAAAAGAAAGAUAUUUUAGCUGCCCAUUUGGCUGAACAGGCAAAAAAAGAAGCUCUUAAAGAUGAUCGUGAUGCUUUCACUGUUGUCAUUGGAAGUCGGGCUUCGGUUCUUGAUGGAGACGAUGGUGCUAAUGCUAAUGUCAAAGAUAUAAUGAUAGAUAAAUUUUCUGUGUCUGCUCGUGGCAAAGAACUUCUGAAGAAUGCGUCAGUGAAGAUAUCUCAUGGAAAACGGUAUGGUUUGCUUGGGCCGAAUGGAAUGGGCAAGUCAACACUUUUGAAGCUUCUUGCUUGGAGGAAGAUACCAGUACCUAAGAAUAUUGACGUCCUUCUGGUUGAGCAGGAGGUAGUUGGUGAUGAUAAAACAGCGCUUGAAGCCACCGUUGUUUCAGCUAAUGUUGAACUAGUUAAAGUUCGUCAAGAAGUUGCUGAUCUACAAAAUGCAGCUUCUUGUGAAGAAGGUGCAGAUAAAGAUGAUACUAAUGCGGAAGAGGAUGCAGGAGAAAAGUUAGCUGAGCUGUAUGAACAAUUACAACUGAUGGGGUCUGAUGCUGCUGAAUCUCAAGCAUCAAAGAUUUUAGCUGGUUUGGGUUUUACAAAGGAUAUGCAGGGCCGUCCUACAAAAUCCUUUAGUGGGGGUUGGAGGAUGAGAAUUUCUUUAGCUCGAGCACUUUUUGUGCAGCCCACUCUAUUAUUGCUUGAUGAACCCACUAAUCAUCUUGACCUGAGGGCUGUUCUCUGGUUAGAAGAAUACUUGUGUCGCUGGAAGAAGACUUUGGUGGUUGUAUCACACAAUAGAGAUUUUCUCAAUACAGUAUGCUCUGAGAUUAUUGACUUGCAUGAUUUCAAACUUCAUUUCUAUCGUGGAAAUUACGAUGCUUCUGAAAGAGGGAUUGAACAUCGUCGUAGCGAGGUGAAUAAGAACUAUGAGAUUUAUCAAAAUCAAUUGAAAGCAGCUAAAAGGACUGGAAACAAGGCUCAACAAGAUAAGUUGAAGGAUAGAGCUAAGUUUGCAGCUGCUAAAGAAGCAUCGAAAAGCAAAAGUAAGGGAAAGGUUGAUGAGGAUGAGGCCCAAGUAGAGGUACCACACAAAUGGAGAGACUACAGCGUGAAGUUUCACUUUCCUGAACCUACUGAGUUCACACCUCCACUUCUGCAGCUUAUUGAAGUGAGCUUUAGCUACCCAAACCGGAAGGAUUUCAGACUCUCAGAUGUUGAUGUUGGCAUUGAUAUGGGGACUCAUGUUGCCAUCGUUGGGCCUAACGGUGCUGGAAAAUCUACACUUCUAAAUCUUCUAGCUGGUGAUUUGGUUCCAAGUGAAGGUGAAGUUCGAAGAAGUCAGAAAUUGAGGAUAGGGAGAUAUUCCCAACACUUUGUGGACCUACUAACAAUGGAUGAAACACCUGUUCAGUACCUUCUUCGUCUGCAUCCAGACCAGGAGGGACUUAGUAAGCAAGAGGCUGCCCGUGCAAAACUUGGUAAAUUUGGGCUACCUAGUCAUAACCAUCUUUCCCCCAUUGUCAAACUAUCAGGAGGGCAGAAAGCUCGGGUGGUAUUCACAUUGAUAUCCAUGUCAAAACCUCACAUUUUAUUGUUAGAUGAACCCACAAAUCAUCUGGAUAUGGAAAGUAUUAAAGCAUUGGCUGAUGCACUGGAUAAAUUCACCGGUGGAGUUGUUCUUGUUAGUCAUGAUUCUAGAUUGAUUUCACGUGUGUGUAAGGAUGAAGAACGGAGUCAAAUAUGGGUUGUUGAAGAUGGUACUGUAAGAAAUUUCCCUGGAACAUUUGAGGAUUACAAAGAAGAUUUGCUGAAAGAAAUUAAAGCUGAAGUUGAUGACUGAGCUUCUUUGUGUGGGACCAAUUUUCAAAUGCAUUUCUGUGUCAUGUUAUACACUUGUCCCUCCUGUAUUUCGCUGCUAAAGAUUACUUGUCCACCCGCAGAUGCCAGCUUUUGCCUCUCUUCUCUCUGCUCUUCAUCUUCAACUGUACAACUGAGUCUGCUUCAUCUUCAACUGUACAACUGAAUGUUGAUUAUGUUGCGGGAAUGCCGUCAAUGCUUUUUGUGAAAUAUACAGUUUUAAAUUUACCAAUAAUAUAUAGAAAUGUGUGGUUCAGCUUUUAUGUCUAAAUAAACAUUUCUAUUUUUUCAAACAUUUUGAUGUUGUUUCCAUUCAACAAAUCUGUCUCAUAAUGAUGUUUUUUUAUUCAAAUUUU
Molecule: messenger RNA, 2455 nt
Organism: Medicago truncatula (barrel medic)
Lineage: Eukaryota; Viridiplantae; Streptophyta; Magnoliopsida; Fabales; Fabaceae
Product: ABC transporter F family member 4
Exons: 3
Coding region: 1-2082 (693 amino acids)
Molecular function (GO): ATP hydrolysis activity; ATP binding
Source: RefSeq, a predicted model, not a curated record